GAGGGUCAACAACAUCGCCUUUGAACUUAUUUUCGGACGAACCUUCCUUGACAACCGCUCUCAGGCGCUACUUCAUCGCACGUCUUACAAGUAACCAGUCUCUACAUAUCAGCGCCAUCAAUACAAGGGAUAAAGUGUGCAUUGGUAAUGGUCGAUAAAUACGUUAAUUGCCAUAAUCCCGCGACAGCUGCAUCACUCCCAAAACAAUACACUCUGAUCCUAUAUGGCGCUGCCUGAACACCCAAGGGUACGCAUUAGUUCAGAGCAUAACAGAAGCAAGGUGCCCCACUAUGAAUUCCCGGCUCAUUACGCAACUCCAGUAUAAGACAGACUCCACAGACCACAACAGUCAGUCACGUCAGCCGCCCACUGGGAGAGGAGCUCGGAGUCAGACUGUCUUAUGACCAGUGCUCUCUGUACUUCAUUCAGGAGGACCUCACACAAGCUAACAGAGGCUGCCCUUUCCCUUUCACACACUUAUCCAGUCAGGAAAUUUAAGAGAAGAUGGACUUCAUUCUGCCCUCCACUCUACCAGCUGGUGGUAUUCAAUGGGAGAAAGUCUUGCCACCUCUUAUUCCUCGCCUAAAUGGAACUUUUGGACAGUACAACUGGUCUCCUCAGUUACUGAUUCCAGAGACUGAUAAUACCAGCCCUGCGGAGGUCAACUGUGAUGAUAAUGGUUUCACAGUUCAAGUAGAUGUAAAGGAUUUCAGCCCACCUGAUCUCAUGGUGAAAGUGAUUGGGGAUUUUGUUGAAGUACAAGGAAAGCAUGAAGAGAAAAAGAAGAAUGGUCCAGGAAUGACCACACGACAGUUUAAUCGCCGCUAUCGAAUCCCUAAGGGGGUGGACACCAUGGCUUUGGAGUCAGCAGUCUCUCCAGAUGGGAUUCUUAUCAUAGCUGCACCCAUGCUGGAAACCAGAGUCCUGAAAUAAUCACAUUUAUGUAAACACUCUGUCUCUACUAUCCACACUAAGAACAAUAACAAAUGCAACAGAAGCGAUAUGUACAUAUAAAGACAUAACUCUUUCUCCUUCAGUCAUAGCAACAUGUCCCAAAACACUCAUUUGUUUAGUUCCUGGCACUUUUCAAGCACUCCCUGCUCUUUGAGGUUUGUAUAUACUGCUCUGGCUGUUAUCAUUCUUACAUGUUUCCAGAAACCAUUCUUUGUAAAUAGUCUGCGCUAACAGUUCAACAAGCUGACUUUGUUGUGCAGCCUUGUAAAAUGCACUGUGUAAUUAUUGUGAUUAAUGAUGCACAUUGACAUAUCUUUGAGAUCUUUAAUGUGGAAAUGUUUCUUCAAAAACAUACAAAUAAGCUUUAUUUCUUUAUAAAAUGGAAUAAAAAAAUCAAGUGUC
Molecule: messenger RNA, 1356 nt
Organism: Cheilinus undulatus (humphead wrasse)
Lineage: Eukaryota; Metazoa; Chordata; Actinopteri; Labriformes; Labridae
Gene: hspb6
Product: heat shock protein, alpha-crystallin-related, b6
Exons: 4
Coding region: 505-933 (142 amino acids)
Biological process (GO): protein refolding; response to heat
Molecular function (GO): protein folding chaperone
Source: RefSeq, a predicted model, not a curated record